AUGUGUCCGAUCGGGAAGGAACCUGUAGAAGAUGACGGCGGCCGCACUGUGUACAAGGGCAAGACCAUCGGAUUCUGUUGCCCCGGCUGUAUUGGCAAAUUCAAUGCAUGGGAUGAGAGCAAGAAAGACGAGUUUGUAUCCAUGUCCAUGAUGAGUGGGCAACCAGGUAUGCAUGACGAGCAUGAGAAGAUGACAGACUCCAAGGAUGUGAAUGAGUCUGAUAGUGUGCAGUACCUGUUCAAUACCUGCGCGGUUUCGGGGAAAGAACUCGGAAGCAUGGGUGACCCCAUCGUCAAGUCCUAUGACGGGCGUGAGGUCAAGUUCUGCUGCAAGAUGUGCGUGCCAAGAUUCGAGAAGAAUCUAGAGGCGUCGUUUGCCAAGCUCGAUCAGAAGAUCAUCGAAUCGCAGUUGCCUUUGUAUCCAAUGGCCAACUGUGUUGUCUCGAACGAAGAGUUUGGCGGGGAUAUGGGAGAUCCGAUUGAUCUUGUAUAUAACAAUCGGCUUGUCCGCCUUUGCUGCAAGAUGUGCAAGUCUGAUUUCAAAGAUAACCCAAAAAAGUUCAUCGACAAACUCGAUGCAGCGGUCAUUGCCCAGCAGAGCGAACAUUAUCCAUUGACAACAUGCCCGAUCUCGGGGGAGGAACUCGGAUCGAUGGGUGGUGCGAUCAAUGUCGUCUAUGCGGGUCGUCUUGUCAAGUUCUGUUGUGCGAUGUGCGUGCCCAAGUUCGAAGCCGACCCGAUGCCGACGAUCGAGAAGAUUGACGCAGCGUGGACAGAGUUGCAUGGGAACAGCGAUCAAGGUCAUCAAGAUAUGGAUAACCACGGCAAGCCAGGCCAUCACGGCGGGUAA
Symbiodinium sp. CCMP2592 is the source of this 849-nucleotide messenger RNA. The record is from the annotation of a GenBank genome assembly. NCBI's taxonomy places the organism in Eukaryota, Dinophyceae, Suessiales, Symbiodiniaceae.